AUGGCGACGCUAACCGAGACCGCGCCCAAUAGGUUCCAACGUCAUAUCGCCUUCGACAACGUCCCCGCAGGCGAGCCCACUAAGAAUAAUGCCAUCUCCUUGACUCUCAAUGUCCGACACAAGGGCUACCAACCACGCCGAAGGUCGCGCACCUUCAUGGUUGGCGUCGACGAACAUGCCUAUUCCGACUACGCCCUACAGUGGCUUCUCGAAGAGCUUGUUGAUGAUGGCGACGAGAUCGUGUGCGUCCGAGUAAUCGAGAAGGAAAUUCGCUUCUCCGAUAAACAAUACCAAGAGGAUGCUCAAUCUGUCAUGCACGGCAUCCUGGAGCGCAACGGCUCUAACCGCGCUGUUAGCAUUGUCCUCGAAUAUGCUGUUGGUAAACUUCACGCCACAUUCCAAAAAUUGAUCCAAAUGUACCAGCCCGCGAUGCUCAUCGUCGGAACCAGAGGUCGCUCUCUCGGAGGUCUUCAGGGCCUGGUCAACACCCGCAACUCCUUCUCCAAGUAUUGCCUCCAGUACUCUCCUGUACCAGUUGUCGUAGUCCGACCGACAGAGAAGCGCAUGAAGAAGAAGACGAAGCGAGCCAAUGACUCGACUCGGCAGACAUAUAUCAGCAUGUUGGCCGCGACCCAUGGUAAGCACGAGGCCGACAGCGAAGCCAGCAGCACAUAUGAGCUUGAGAUCCACAACUCCCCUGACGAGGAGGCACACCAAGUUGCACGCGUUCUUGGCCUUCCUGCCGCCUUUGACCCUACGAUCAAGCCUAUCAGCCCUGGUCUACGACCCUUUAUUCGAUCUCCCGGACCUGCUAGCAUUAAUGAGGCCCCGGAGGAACAACCUGUCCUCAAGGACAAUAUUGCGGUUCCGGAGAGUGACGAUGAUGACGAUGACGACUCUGCCGAAUUCGAUGUGAUGACUGGCCAGCAAGCGCUGGAUAAGCAGAAACUGGAACAGUUGCACAAGAUGGAGGUUGGCGAAGCGGCUGCUUUUAAGAUGAAGGUCGAGGACGAAGAGGAUGACGAGGACGAAGGCUCUUUGGAGCAUAAAGCCACAUCAUAG
Molecule: messenger RNA, 1062 nt
Organism: Ilyonectria robusta
Lineage: Eukaryota; Fungi; Ascomycota; Sordariomycetes; Hypocreales; Nectriaceae
Exons: 2
Coding region: 1-1062 (353 amino acids)
Source: RefSeq, a predicted model, not a curated record